AUGGCGUGGCGUGGGGUGGGGGAGCGCAAGCCUUUCGAGCCAUCUCCCUCCCUCCAACAGGGCUUUGACCAGCUGAGGAUAGAGGGGCUGCUGUGCGACGUGACGCUGGUGGCGGGCGACGGAGACGAGGCCUUCCCCGUGCACAGAGCCAUGAUGGCCUCCUCCAGCGACUACUUCAAAGCCAUGUUUACAGGUGGGAUGAAGGAGCAGGAUUUGAUGUGUAUUAAGCUUCACGGUGUAAAUCGGAUAGGACUGAAGAAGAUCAUCGACUUCAUCUACACAGCCAAGCUCUCGCUCAACAUGGAGAACCUUCAGGACACUCUGGAGGCAGCCAGCUUCCUGCAGAUUCUCCCCGUGCUCGACUUCUGCAAGGUCUUUCUCAUCUCCGGGGUCUCAUUGGACAACUGUGUGGAGGUGGGCCGCAUCGCCAACACCUACAAUCUGACGGAGGUGGACAAGUACGUCAACAACUUCAUCCUGAAGAACUUCCCCUCGCUGCUGGCCACGGGCGAGUUCGUCAAGCUGCCCUUCGAGCGGCUGGCCUUCGUGCUGGCCAGCAACGCGCUGAAGCAGUGCGGCGAGCUGGAGCUGUUCAAGGCGGCGUGCCGCUGGCUGCGCUCCGAGGACGGGCGCAUGGAGCACGCCGCGCGGCUUAUGCGCAACAUCCGCUUCCCGCUCAUGAGCCCGAGCGAGCUCAUCAACCACGUGCAGACGGUGGACUUCAUGCGCACGGACAACACGUGCGUCAACCUGCUGCUGGAGGCCAGCAACUACCAGAUGAUGCCCUACAUGCAGCCGGUCAUGCAGUCGGAGCGCACGGCCAUCCGCUCGGACGCCGCGCACCUGGUGACGCUGGGCGGCGUGCUGCGGCAGCAGCUGGUGGUCAGCAAGGAGCUGCGGCUCUUCGACGAGAAGGCGCACGAGUGGAAGGCGCUGGCGCCCAUGGACGCACCGCGCUACCAGCACGGCAUCGCCGUCAUCGGCAACUUUCUGUAUGUGGUGGGCGGCCAGAGCAACUACGACACCAAGGGCAAGACGGCGGUGGACACGGUCUUCCGCUACGAUCCGCGCUACAACAAGUGGAUCCAGGUGGCGUGCCUCAACGAGAAGCGCACCUUCUUCCACCUGAGCGCGCUCAAGGGUUACCUGUACGCCGUGGGCGGGAGGAAUGCCGCUGGCGAGCUGGCCACUGUGGAAUGCUACAACCCCAGGACCAACGAGUGGACGUACGUGGCCAAGAUGAACGAGCCACACUACGGCCACGCAGGCACGGUCUACGGAGGACUCAUGUACAUUUCAGGCGGCAUCACCCAUGACACCUUUCAGAAGGAGCUAAUGUGCUUCGACCCGGACUCGGACAAGUGGACGCAGAAGGCGCCCAUGACCACGGUGCGCGGGCUCCACUGCAUGUGCACGGUGGCCGACCGGCUCUACGUGAUCGGCGGCAACCACUUCCGGGGCACGAGCGACUACGACGACGUGCUGACGUGCGAGUACUACAGCCCGUCGCUGGACAUGUGGACGCCCAUCGCCGCCAUGCUGCGCGGCCAGAGCGACGUGGGCGUGGCCGUCUUCGAGAACAAGAUCUACGUGGUGGGAGGCUACUCGUGGAACAACCGCUGCAUGGUGGAGAUCGUGCAGAAGUACGACCCGGAGAAGGACGAGUGGCACAAGGUGUUUGACCUGCCCGAGUCGUUGGGCGGCAUCCGGGCGUGCACGCUGACCGUCUACCCGCCCGAGGACCUGUCGGCCGGCUCACCCACGCGAGAAUCGCCGCUGUCAGCGCCUUGAGAAUGGAGAGGGGGGGAGGAUCAAGAGAGAGACUGAUAGACUGAUAGAGACAGAGUUAUAAACAGAGAGAGAGCGAGAGAGGUUCAUGAGAGAACAAACUGAAGGACAAUAUGGACGGACGGAUGGAUACGCAGCCUGGCCCCCCUCCUUUACCCCCCGUCACUCCAUCCCUCCUUCUCACCCCUUUGUCUGGAUAUUAAAAAUUGCCCCCCCCCCCCCCCCCAUCCUUGACACCCGUUACACUACACACACACACACACACAUACACACAUAUACACACACACACAUGCCUGCACAUACACUCCUGUAUACAUGAUUUGCACUUCCCUGUUGGACUGAUGAAGGCGCCUUCAGUGACACCCUUAAGGAUCAUGCCACUGCCCUGCUUCACCUUGAGCUGUGCAGAAAAUUACACCAUUUUCCCACCAUUCUAUUGCCCCAGAAACGAUGAGGAAAAAAAACGAAAUACUGAAGUUUUUCGGUUUGGCAACCUAAUUACAUGUUCAUGUUGCAUACUCCUUUUUUUCUUUCAUUUCUUCUCGGCAGCAAACACACACACACACACACACACACAGACACAGACACAGACACAACACACACACACACACACACAGACACAGACACAGACACAUAUAUACGGUCACACAUUGACUUGAAUGAAAACGAGUGACUUUGCAAUUCAACUUUUCUACCUGAUGUCUUUUGAAUUUAUUAUUAUUAUUAUUAUGUCAGAUGGAUUUUUUGUUUUUGUUUUGUUUUAUUUUAUGUUGGUCUGCGGCAGGUGAGGGGGCUGACCUCACAGGACAGGUCGAAGGUUAAAGGUGAAACUCAGAGGGUGGCCCGGCGCCCCGUCCCACACUCACCCUCUCAACCCACCCACCCCCCUCCCCCCAGUACCCUCUUUUUAUCAGUUCUUCUUCCUGCUCUUGAACUGUUCGAAAAAAUGGUGUUUUAUAAGUUUAAUAAAUGAGAUUUACUAAAAAAA
This is a messenger RNA of Alosa sapidissima (American shad), 2776 nucleotides long. It is a transcript of the gene klhl13, whose product is annotated as kelch-like family member 13. Gene Ontology annotation, biological process: regulation of cytokinesis; protein ubiquitination. The coding region runs from base 1 to 1791 and encodes 596 amino acids. The transcript has 6 exons. Gene Ontology annotation, molecular function: ubiquitin-protein transferase activity; cullin family protein binding. Gene Ontology annotation, cellular component: Cul3-RING ubiquitin ligase complex. The record is from RefSeq and is a predicted model, not a curated record. NCBI's taxonomy places the organism in Eukaryota, Metazoa, Chordata, Actinopteri, Clupeiformes, Clupeidae.